Molecule: messenger RNA, 1641 nt
Organism: Halichondria panicea
Lineage: Eukaryota; Metazoa; Porifera; Demospongiae; Suberitida; Halichondriidae
Product: transmembrane anterior posterior transformation protein 1 homolog
Exons: 14
Coding region: 106-1527 (473 amino acids)
Biological process (GO): positive regulation of cilium assembly
Cellular component (GO): ciliary basal body; endoplasmic reticulum membrane
Source: RefSeq, a predicted model, not a curated record
CCUCUGAUUAUCACCACAUUCGGCGUCUAGCCGGAAGCACAGCUAGCUAAGGUCAACGGUCAGCGGGUCAGCGGUGAACUGAAGGAAGACUAAUUAGAGCAAGGUAUGGGUAUGUCCCUGUAUAACUACGUGAGGUGUGAGCUGACCAGGGGACACGGUCUCAAAGAUGGCCAGGGACUGUUCUCAGAGAAACAAAGGAGAGUCACUAGGUUCAUGAAGACUCCGAGGGAACUAGAGAAGUUAAUGUUGUUUGGAUUUUUAAUAAUGCUGGAUGCUUUCUUGUUUGUGUUCACGUGGCUACCACUGAGAGCUUUGCUCAGUCUCACUGUCUACACCGCCAGACUACUGUGUUGUUGCAGACAGAGGGUGUUGGACUGCGGGCAGAAGAUUGAUAUUCUGAGAGUCACACUGAUUGUGCUUUGCACGGUUGCCCUGGGUUACGUUGACACUUCUGCACUCUACCACCUUAUCAAGGGACAGUCUGUCAUCAAGCUGUACGUCUUCUUCAACAUGAUGGAGAUAUUCGACAGACUUCUAGCUUCCAUCGGUCAGGACACGCUGGAUACACUGUUCGGAAUCGUUGCUGAUAAUAGGAAAGGAAAAUUUGAAUAUCUCGAGGCACUGUUUUACUUUGUAGUGGCAACCGUCUAUGUCUUCCUCCAUACAACGCUGAUACUGGUUCAAGCCACUACACUGAAUGUGGCUAUUAACUCUCACAGCACUGUAUUACUCACGAUCAUGAUGUCCAAUAAUUUUGUCGAACUGAAAGGUUGCGUUUUUAAGAAGUUUGAGACUAACAACCUCUUCCAAAUGAGCUGCUCAGAUAUACGCGAGAGGUUCCACUAUGUCAUAAUGCUGGGAGUGGUGUGUGUGAGCAAUCUCAGUCAGUUUAACUGGGACCUAGCCUACCUAAAGUCAGUGCUCCCUGUGGUAGUCAUGGUGAUGGUUCUGGAGGUGGUGGUCGACUCCAUCAAACAUGCCUUCAUCACCAAGUUCAACGACAUCAGUCCUGAUGUGUAUAAGAAGUACCGUACCCUCCUAGCCAUGGACCUCGUCACUAGUAGACAAGACAAUGCUAAGACUGAUCACACAGACCUUGUCUCCCGGAGGAUGGGGUUCAUACCACUCCCCCUGGCAUGUCUGUUAUGGAAUACACUGUAUCAAACGUUUACUUUCCCUGGGAGAAAUGGAGCGAUCCUAUUGGUCGUCCUGUAUCUAUGUUUGCUAGCUGGCAAAGUUCUACUUGGUAUUACUCUACUGGGGAAAUCUUGCCACUACCGAUCAUCCCCACCACCACCACGUAGUCAUAGCAGCAACGAUCUGAUUGGUCAAUCAUCCAGUCACAUGACAACGCAAGGUAGCUUCAUUCCACCUACUCAGUCCUCGAUAUCGGAUAUUGGGCCGUUGGGUCAAAAGUCAAGCGAACAGGUGCUGGGGAAGAAAACUGUCCACUUAUGUAGCAAGUGUCAACCUAAACCACUAGCUCAAGUGGAGCGCUUCACACUGUGUAGCAAUAGGAUCAUUUAAACAUUCAAUUUCAAUUCAUUAUGAACAUUAUUCAUAUAAUUAUAUCAUUGUCAUUAUAAUGUUAUUAAUCUCAUGAAGUUUUUUCAAUUAUUAUUAACAACGCGAAUGAAGUGA